AUGUCGAGGGUGAAGAGAAUUUCGAAAGAAUUGGAAGAUGUUAAGAGGGACAAACUGUCACACGUCACACUUGUGCCCGUUGACGAAGAUAAUCUUGAGCACUUGAAAGGUACGUUUGAAGGCCCACCAGGAACACCAUAUGAAGGUGGGCUUUUUGAGGUUGAUAUUAAGAUACCAGAUGAAUAUCCAUUUAAACCACCAAACAUGAAAUUUGAUACAAAGAUAUAUCAUCCUAAUAUAUCAUCUCAGACUGGUGCUAUCUGUUUAGAUAUUCUUAAGAAUGCCUGGACACCUAUUCUCACAUUGAAAUCAACUUUGAUAUCUUUACAGUCUCUGCUACAGGAUCCCGUGCCUACUGAUCCUCAAGAUGCACAAGUUGCGAAGGUGUACCUGGAAACACCUGAAAAAUUUGCAGAAACUGCUGCGAAAUGGACAAAAAUCUACGCUCCAAAUGAAAGCUAUAAGGUCCCAUCUGGCACGAAACCAUAUGAUUACAAGGAUUUUACAAAGCAUGCCUUGGCACAGGGACAUCCAAAGGAUGAAUGUGCCAAAUAUGGAAUUGAUAGAAAUAGUGUUAAGAUUUUUGAAGAUAUGGGCUUUCCACAGGACAAAAUCAUUUCCGCAUUUAGGAAGCUGAAUUUGAAGAAGGUCAGGGAAGAUGAUGUUCAAACACAGCAAAAUGUUUUGGAUGAAAUUCUCCAAUGA
Brettanomyces bruxellensis is the source of this 705-nucleotide messenger RNA. RefSeq lists its product as uncharacterized. The record is from RefSeq and is a predicted model, not a curated record. The coding region runs from base 1 to 705 and encodes 234 amino acids. Lineage: Eukaryota; Fungi; Ascomycota; Pichiomycetes; Pichiales; Pichiaceae. Gene Ontology annotation, molecular function: protein binding. The transcript has a single exon.